UGGCAACGAAGUUUCUCAUGUUUACCGGCGAAUAAAUUCGCCACUAAAUCUAAAACACAAUUUCUGCGGGCCGCUCCAUUUACCCGGCACCUCUUCCUCUUUCUUGCGAGGGGGAAGCCGGGAUGAAACACUUGACGAUUGCCUGUACAAAAUGCAGGUGGUGCACCUCCUAGAGGGGCGCAGCUCUGUCGAGGGCGGCGGCAGGAUCUGGUCACCCCACUGGCGUCGCGGCCGCCGCAGCUACCAUCGCCGGAGGUGCGUCCCUGCAGUGGUGGUUGCGUCAGCCGCCCUCAACCAGAACCACUACGCUGUCCUCGGCCUCUCCCCCACAGCUUCUCGCGCCGAUAUUAAAAGGGCUUAUCGUCUUCUCGCUCGCAAGUGUCAUCCUGAUGUUAGCAAGAAUUCACAAGCCGAUGAGCUGUUCAAGAGCAUCCGUCUUGCAUAUGAUGUACUUUCUAAUGACACAACAAGGACUCAAUAUGAUCGAGCACUGAGAUACCAAGAAGAUAGUGGCAGGUCAUUGGAAGUGAAGUGGAAGUACGAUGCUGAAUUUGGAGCUGAUAUCAGGGUCUAUAGACGGGCUGACCUGAAGCAGAAAAUGUGGCAUGAAAGAUACUGGGAACAAGUAAAUGACACUGAGGAUAAUUCUUAUUUUCACAGAAAAACAGAUGAUAUGUCGGAAGAAGAAACCCUGGAUGAGGAGAGAGGACCAUUCAGUGAAGUGCUUAGGAAGCUGGAUGCGGGAUAUAAGAUGGAUUAUUUAAUUGCUUGGGUAUUGGGUGGGAGAGGUGGCAUAUUGCUCGCAUUGUGCCUCUCCUUUGCGAGUUGGGCUUGUGGCAAAACCAGUAGUAGCACAGUUGCUUUAGUGGUGGUAGCUAUGUGGGUUGUUUCAAAUCUUGCAAGGUAUGCUCCUCUUCCACAAGGUGCACUUCUCACUCUUCUGUACAUGUCUAUUAAGCUACAGGUUGAUUUAAAGUAAGAUUGUUCUUCAUCAUCUUCUUUGUCGUGUCCUUCCCCCUCUGUAAUGUUUAUAUUUUCAUUCUAUAAGGAUGGCUGCACAGAUGUUAACUAUAUGAUGCUAAUUGCUUUAUUUUAGAGGGAUUAUUAGAAAUGUAAAUGGAGAUCAUCCAAUGUAUUUUGGACCAA
This is a messenger RNA of Malania oleifera, 1146 nucleotides long. RefSeq lists its product as uncharacterized. The record is from RefSeq and is a predicted model, not a curated record. The transcript is spliced from 4 exons. The coding region runs from base 152 to 979 and encodes 275 amino acids. Gene Ontology annotation, biological process: protein refolding. Lineage: Eukaryota; Viridiplantae; Streptophyta; Magnoliopsida; Santalales; Ximeniaceae. Gene Ontology annotation, cellular component: cytoplasm.